GCCAUUACCAUGAGUUUUUCAACUACGCUUCAUCUUUUAAGCGGAGCUUUUUGUUGAAAGUUGCUUAUAUUUAACGUUUUAAAAGAAAGGAAUUAUUUCUUUUGUUGACAGAUCCGUGAACGGUAGAACCAGUUCCUACGGAAUUAUUUGGUAAAUCUAGCUGGUAUCGUUUUGGAUGUAUAUAUCUGCAUUAUUUUGUGUUUCUAGCUGCCAUUGUAAAAAUGAAGAAUAAUUACGCUCCAGUUUCAGAUUCUGAUGACUCUUUCAAAGUGCUCAAUGAUGAAAAGUCAGAUGCUAGAUCUUUAGAUGGUACUGGUACGCCUCCUCCAUACUCAGCUCCGAAAAAAUUUAUUGAUUUAGAAAUGGCUGAUGGAUCCACUCAGCAUUCUGCCCAAGAGUCCACUAACAUUACUGGGUCGAAUUCGACAUAUUCAAAGUGGGUUUCAGCGAAUAUCUUCUUUUUUUUGCGUCUCUUGAGUACAUUGGGGCUUAUGGUUCCUGUGAGGACACAAGACUUUUGGGGACUUUUUGGCGGAUUUAUUGGAGCGAUAUCACUAUUUCUCUAUUCAAUGUCUCAAUUUCCUAAAGAAUGGUUCAAGCAAACUGGUAGAGUGCUGUCCUAUUUGUUCACGCAAAUUGGUAGAGUGCUGUCCAACCUGUGUGUCGCAGUAAUAUGUACGGCUUCUCUGGAUGUCACUUGUUAUUCCGUGUAUUAUUUUGUAAAGAAGAUAAUAGAAUUUGAAAAGAUGAACGAUAUUGCUUUCUAUGGUAUCUGCAUUGUUAACGUUGCCGUGUUUGUUUUAAUUUGGAGUACGACGGAUACGCGACAACUUCGAACAUUCAUUGCUGAUUUAGGAAACGGCAUGGGAAGCAUAGGAAACGACAUGCUAAACAGCAUAAAAAAUGCUGCGAAUUAUGUUCGACCGACAGAUCCAGAAAAUUAAGCACCUCGUAACGAAGAAAUUGAGCUUCAACCUUUUGCUGGGCAAAGCGCUGAAGUUUGAGUUUUAACGAAUCUUCUCCAUCCCUUCUAUAAAUCACAUUUUCUUUCGAAGAAUCCAUAUCAAUUGCAAUCCCUCGAGUUUCUGUAUUCUUGUCCACAAAAGUAAGCACAGCUUCAUUCGGCAGGUUGGAUUGCUUUUCACGUUCAUUCUUUUAUGUAUUUAAGAAUUCGUCUCGCAAGAGUGUUAUUUAUAAAUCGUUCGUUUUCUUUGUGAUGAACAUCCUUGUUAAUGCAACCUUUUUAAUGAUUAUUUAGUUGUUAUGACGAUAAUUUUGCAAAAUAAUCAACUAGUUUCUAAUUCAAAGCUGG
Messenger RNA from Schizosaccharomyces octosporus yFS286, 1312 nucleotides. RefSeq lists its product as uncharacterized. The transcript has 6 exons. The record is from RefSeq and is a predicted model, not a curated record. The coding region runs from base 222 to 944 and encodes 240 amino acids. NCBI's taxonomy places the organism in Eukaryota, Fungi, Ascomycota, Schizosaccharomycetes, Schizosaccharomycetales, Schizosaccharomycetaceae.